Condylura cristata (star-nosed mole) is the source of this 9327-nucleotide messenger RNA. RefSeq names its product cilia and flagella associated 54 (gene CFAP54). The record is from RefSeq and is a predicted model, not a curated record. The transcript is spliced from 67 exons. NCBI's taxonomy places the organism in Eukaryota, Metazoa, Chordata, Mammalia, Eulipotyphla, Talpidae. The coding region runs from base 1 to 9327 and encodes 3108 amino acids. Gene Ontology annotation, biological process: cilium assembly.
AUGGCGGCGCGAAAUACUUUUUCGAUCUCUCCAUCGGACUUGUCUCACAAUUCAGUGUCUCACAAUUCAGUGUCUCCUUCACAACUGCCACCAACCCCUCCCCCGACUUCGACCGCGGUCUCAAAGUCGCCCUUGGAGUGGAAGGCGAGCUCUCCGAACCCACAGCCUCGCUCCACAGGUCCUGACGAGUCACUGCCCCUCGCAGUGUUUUAUGGACCGCUGGAUGCCAAAAACCCUCUCCUGGCCACCUGCGAGAAGGAGAUCCGGGAGUUACUAUCCUUUAUGAAGAGAAAAAAGCCUUUAGCGACAACAGAGGAACAGAAGCAUGAAUUCCAUCGGCGCUGUGCCACCUCAUUGUUUAAUAUCUGGACCAAAUAUGGCCCCCGGCUGCCAGCUGACUAUUACAAUGAAAAACUUCUGAAGGUUGGAGAUAGCCUUUGUGAAAUAAAAGAAUAUAAAUUGGCCCUUUUACAGUGCUAUGGGAGAUACCUUCAUCAGUUCAGUACCAACUUUGAAGAGGAGGAAACAGAUGUCAAUCAAUUCAAAGCUGCCUUUUUCCCAAAAGGCUUGGGAGACAAGGCUGCUAUACAUACAUUCCAUGCUUUAAAUGGCAAAAAUAUUUGCAAAUACAAGCUGGUCUGUGACAACGACAUGAACCUGCAGAAUAAAGAAUCUGUGGCCCAGUGUCUGCACAUCCUGGCCUCCUUCAGACUCAUCAUGCAGGUGGCCCUGCCACAGGAGCACCUCUGCUGGAUCAUUUACAAUGGUACCAUUUACAUUUACACCAUUUGCAGAAAACUGAUGGUCAUAGGCCAGGCUUCCAAGGCCGUAGAAUUUCUUCUGUGGGCCAGUGCUUGUAUGGAAUCGUCUGUUCCACUUUUGUCCAUCAGAUACUUGACAUGGAGAGCUACUCUUUACACUGCUGUCUGCCAGUGCUACUAUGACUGCCAAGCUGGUGUUUAUGGAGAAGCAUUUGCUCGGCGUGCUUUAGCUAAAAUUGAUGAGUUAAGGCAAUUGGAAUUAAUGAGCUCUUCACAGUCACACGAAGACACCAGAAGCUAUUAUAGGGAGGCUACGAUAAAGAUGGCAGUGAUGAUCUUCAAAAGAGGAGUAUUUGAGUCUAGAAGAAGAAACAAAACUUUCUUUAGACCAAAGAUAAGAGUCAACAUAAGGGAAGCACAAGCUUUGCCGUGGCCACGGACUGUCACAGAAAAGUUGUUGGAUGAGAUGUUUGACAGCACUGCUUCCCGGUUUCUGGCUAUCUUAGAAGCUCUUUCUGACUCAAACAGGCGGACAUUACAAGUUGGACCUGUUUUUACAGAUGAAGUAGAAGUUCGCGAUGUUGUGUCAGAACUGUUUGUGGCAGGAAAAGACCUCUUCAUAACGUCAACUACUAGUACAAAUGGAUUAUUUCAUUUUCCAGACACAUCUCUUCUGCAACUUAUUAUAAAAGGGGAGAAUGUAAUUUCUAUGGAUGCUGCUGUGAGAUUUGUAAAAUUAGCUUUUACCCAUGAGGAAUGGGGUUUAUUUGAAUCUUCAGCUGUGCAUCUUCUUGAAUUGCUCCAGAGGCAGAAUGAUCCAGAGUCAAAGAAAGCAGGAAAGGAUUUAAUUCUUCUUCUUGCAAUAGAACCUCUAAUCAACUUAAAGAGAAACAAGGGUUUGAUCUUUCCUUUGGAAAACUACAAAGAAGGACAGUCUGUUCAAGAUUAUCUUAAAAAUUUUGUGUCCCCUACUUCAUCUAUGGAGACCAGCGGAUACUCAGAAGAUAUUUACCAGUUGGCAGCAGUCUUGUAUGCAUGUAUCUGGGACUGUCCCCAGAAUAUUCUGCCUGAUAAAGAAAUCACCGUGGACAUGAUAGCAUUCCUAUGGCAGAAAUGUAAACCAGCAAUUCAGCGGAUCAGCACAUCCAGAAAUGACUAUGCAAAAUUCAUCCAGAAACUCAGCACUAACAAAUGGGUUUAUCUUCUCUGGCAGAUAAAUGAAGUCAUUCAGUGCUAUCCAAUGGAGGAUGUUGACAUUGUGAUGGUGGCAGAGGUCACAUUACGGCUUAGUGAAAUAUUGGAAUCUUUAGGAAACCCUAGAAGAAAAUUUAAAAAAUCCUUAGAGUUACCUGUAAGAAGAGGAACUGGUGAAUUCCGUGGUAGUUCAAGAGGUAGCAUAGAAGUUCUCCCACUACUAAAGAUGAAACCUAUGGAACAAUUAUUUUUGGCUUAUAAACUUCUUGAGAAAGCAAUUAUUGGAAUAAAUGUGAACUGCAUGUUAACUACCUUGCCAAAUGGGUCUUCAGUGACUGACCACUGCUACACUAAGUAUACCCACAAUAUGGAUGGAAACAUUUACAAACCAGUUACACCAAAUAGUUUCAUAAUGGAUUUGCAUCUUGAACUAAUUCAAUCCCAGCACCUAGUAGCUGUUGUGCUUCUUGACCAAUUAAGAGUUUUGCAGAAUCCAACUGUUAGCAAAAAUGUAUCUACCAAAGGUCCAGAAAAACUAAAACAAUCUGGAGGCACUGACUGUUUUACAGAGUUAAGUGUAAUGAAUAAAAUAAAGAAGAAUAAGCUAUCCCAAGCAAUUUACUUGAUGCAAAAAGCUCUUUUAAUGUUUGAGAAAGAUGCAACAUCUUCAUCCUCACAUAAUUUGCUGAUGGAAGCAUAUUCUUUGAUUGAGAAAGUUGAAGCUGAACAAAAUUCCCUAUAUUCAUAUCAGAAAUAUUUGGAAAGUUCGGAAAGAAAGAAAAGCAGAAUCCCUCCCCCACCCAUCCUGAUGUCUCGGACUCAUUGUUCGGUGACAUUAAAACCUGCUCCAUUUAUUUCAGAUGUUAAGGUCUCCUGGUACUGCAUUUUGGGUUGCAAAGCGAAAGGGAGCUAUGGAAAAGUAAGGCUAAACAAUAACCAUCUCCCAAACUCAGGAGAAGCGAUACCAGCUGAUGGUAAAAGCAUUUUCGAAGUGAAGGGUUUAGAAACCAAUGAAAAAUAUAUAUUUGCAAUUGCUGCUUAUUCUUCUACUGGGAAACUUGUCGGAGAUGCCGUGGGGGAGUCAACUAAACCAAUUCUGAUUUACCCACCUCUUUCUGCUGUUACUGCUCGAACAUUCUUAACACAGGUUGCCUAUCAGAUUGGUAAUUAUGAGUUGGCUAAGAAAGCUUUCUCACCAGUUUGGGAUUAUUUUGUUGCUUCUCCACGUCAUGAUGAAGAAUCCGUGAUCUCUUUAAGCAAUAUCAUGACGAUUACACAAAGAAGAUUAUAUCCAGAUAUUUUGGCAGAGACUUCAUCAAUCCUCUUAUACCUUUUUCUUAGAAGCAUUUUUGUAACAAGUGACAUUAAAAUUAAAGAAGAAAAUCUUUUUUGUGACAAUAUUAAAGGCAAUGAGAUUUUCCCCUCUCAACAAAUUGCUAGACUGAUUGAAUGUGAGAGAAUAUUAGUGGCCUUGGAACUUAGCAGCUACCUAAAUGAUUCCAUUUAUACCCUUCAAGCUGUGACUCAGUGUUAUGGACUCCUUGCUCCUAUAGUCUAUCACAAUAUUGUCUUGGUACCUGCUGUCCAGAUCUUGAUCAAAUGCAUAGUGGCUUUGCAAGGACUUUCAAAUGUUGUCCACUCAAAGAAACACAUGGCGAGUUUUGAAAGUAUACAGCACAUGGUAGCUUGCUGUGUCUUCUAUAUAACAAAGAUUCUCCGUUCAUGGAAGGAAUAUGACCUGGCAGUAAUGAUUAUAAAUUAUGGAAAAAAAAUGUUGGACAUCACACCCAAGUGCAAAUCUCUGUUUGGUUUUGUUGAAUCAGAAGAAGUGCCACAGGAGGACCCUAAGAAGGCUUCCAACUCUAAGAAGCCACAGCAGGUGUUAUCGGACAAAAUGAACGAACAGCUGGGCUUGUUGGAGACGCAUCUACUUAAGCUGACAAAGCAAAAUACUACAGCUGAACUCCAGGGAACAGAGGACCCUAUAUUUCUUUACCCUAUUGUUUUAAAUUGGUCAGUCAAAAGUGCUACCAAAGAAGUUAUGAAAUUUAAGCAGAGACCUAGAUUCCUGGAAUUCUUUACACAAGUUAUGAUGAAAUGCUUGAAUGAUGAAAAAUUUCACCUUUUGAUAGACAUAGCAAAUCCUGUCAAUGACUUCUUAAGGAGGAGGAAUGAAUCUCUAGUUGGAGUUAAGAGAGUGAAAAAUAAGGACACUGCUUUGUCUAAAAAGACCCCUAAAUCUUUGAAGAAAUUCAAAGCUGCAGUAAUGGAGACUGGAAGACCUACAGAAGGGACACAAAGAAGAAAAAGUAAAGGAAAGGAAACGCUGAGGGAAUUUUUUCGCAGAAAUCCAAGUCUUUCUGAAAUGAAUGAACAAGAAAGGAAUAAGAGAACUGAUGUUAGAAAAAUAGCCCAUCGACGUCUAGUGCAUAACUUGAAUCCUCUAGUGAAUAAUUAUGUUAAAAAAAAGAGAUUUCAUCAAAUAUUUCUUGAGGAGCUUCCCUGGAAAUCUCAGAUGAACUUAUAUCUGGCAAUUGCACACUUCAAUGUGGUUUUAAUAAAACUAGGGGAUCGGACGAAGAUGAAAUCUAGCACUCUGCAUACAAUGGUCAGUUUUCGAUCAUGUGAUCCUAGUAUGUUCUCAUUAUAUAACUCAGGAACAGUAUUACCAACAGGAAAACUGACUAUAGAAAACUAUAAAGUGAUGCUUGAUUUCCUUCAUACAGCUAAAAAAAGAAAGGCCAACCUACCAUCAGAUGCUGAAGAAUUUUCAGUACUUAUAAAUUCCAAAAUGAGUGAUGAAAACAUCUCCAAGACACCUAUGGCUUAUGACUCAGACUCUCAAUCAGGUGUUAGUUCUAAGGACAAGGAACGAACAACACCAAGUCUACUGGAUCAUUUUACCAAAGUCUUCUUAUAUAUCAGGAGAGCCAUGGUUCUCGCACAUCGUGGUGGCUACUGGACUCUGCUUCAAAACUGCUGUCGAGCCCUUUGGAAUUUCACUCAGGAGCUACAGAUACUUCUGAAACAGGCAGUGGACCUAUAUAAAACAUUUCCUAUCAGCCAGGAUGGUUUGCUAUGUACUGCUGCUUUGCCAUUCUAUUUGGGAGCAGACUUACUUAUUGACAUGUUAGUAGAACUACAAAAUGUCAAUGCUGUUAAGAUUAUUGAAGAAAAGGGCGAGUUCUGUGUUCCAAGCUGCUAUGGAAAUAUUAAAAAUGACAACGGAGGUUCUAGCCUAACGUUUGAGCAUCCUCUAGAUGAUGUAAAUGUGGUUGACUUGAAAUGGAUCCAUGACUUUGUGUUAAAAUCUCUGGAAUAUUUAUAUCAAGUGGAAAAAUGGGAAACACUAGUAUCACUUGCCAUUCAGUUCAACAUAAUUUCACAUGAGAGAUAUACGGAGCAAGUGACACCACUCCUGGUAUAUGCACAGCGCCAGCUUCUGCUGAGAAUAAACAAGCUGGAUGGUCCUGCUAUGAUCCAACAGCCAUGUGAAAGAUACGAGGCUGAGUAUGCAGAGAAGAUAACCUGCCGAAAUUUCAUUGGGAAGCAACUCAAGGUUAAUCCGUCAGCCAAAAAAAUGAUAGCAGGAAACAUCCCAGAAGGCCUACAAAAGCUUAUUUUUUCAGAAUAUAGCCAAGCCAAAGAACACAUGUGUGUGCCCUUGGAUGUAACAGACACCUUAAACUGUUUUAGAGAAACCUUGGAAAAAUCCAGAUAUCAUAACAGGUCAAUCCGACAUAGCAGAAAGUUGCUUUCAUUACUUCUUGCACAGACACAAGAUGUUCUCCAAGCCAGCAAUCAAAGAGGCCUUAAAGUUCAGGCACUGCACGAACUUGGAAGUCUUCUCAUCUUUGCAGGAAAGAAAAGGGCUGCUUUCAAAUGUUGGUCUCAAGCUCUUGAUGACAUAUUCAGAAAACAGGACGUGCUGCAUACAUGGAAGGAGCUCGGUGCCUUGCUCAACAAUGCCUCUGACACCAAUUCACCUUCAGGUUUGAAAGACUACAGUGAGGAAUUUCUGUUGAAAGUCGGCAUUUGGGGAUGUUUGCAAGGAGCCGUCAUUGCAGCCAAGAUAGCACAGUUUAUUAAGACAUUGGAUGUUGAGAAGAGGACCAACUGUUGCCUUUUCUCUGCAUUACUUUUUCAGGGUUUGCUUAGAACUACACUUCCACACCCCAAAGCUGAACGUUGCUAUGCUCAGUAUGAAAUCACUCAGCUUCUUCCAGGCAUUGAACUCUUCUCUGAUAGAUACAGAGCUGACAUCUGCUCUGUGGUUGCAAGUCUGUAUUAUGUUAUACGCGAGCUACACUUUGUCAAGCGAAAUCUCUUAACUCUGCCUCUCCUUGCAUUGUACCAGUAUUUUGUCUCAGGGAUUUGCCAAGACCUUGUCAGAAAUCUAGAAGCAAGAAUUCUCAAGAUAGAAAUACUUGUAGAUUUAAGAUUCUUCUCUGAAGCCUUCUAUGAGAUGUCCCAGAUUUUUCAUGGAAAAAACAUGCCUUCCUCGACACCUGCUGGCUCUAAAACUACUGGGAAGAUGAAGAUAUUUCAGUCAUUUGACUCAGGAAAACCUCUUACCAGUAAAGAAAAUAUACAGGCACUCGAUGAAUUAAUGACUAAAGGCAACCCUCUGACUCUGGUGGCAGUUAGUCAACAGCAUCUCUUAAAUAAGUUUUCUUUCGUUAAAGCAUACUUUUUAAUAAGAGUGGCAUCAACAAUUAAUUGUGUCCCAGAAAAUACGAUAAAAACAUGCUAUGGAUCCAGUUCAGAGCGGAACAAAGGAAACUUCCCAAACUUGAAAGAUUUAUGCUCAAAGGAUGAUGGAAACUUACUUCCUCAGUUUUCCAAAGAGAACAGUGAUGUCGCUUUAAGCACCCUAAAGUCAAUUUUACUGAGUGAAGCUGAAGACAGGCUCAACACUCUGGUGUCAGAGACGGGGCCCAUCCACAGAAGCCUCACUCAGCUGUCUGCCAGCCAGCUGGAGAUGGUGGUGGCGUCUCAGCUGCAGCUGGCCGCCAUUGCUCUACAGAGACACCGGGCAGCGUACAGUGCUGCAAUAGUAUUUUCCACACUUAAACUUCUCCAGGAUUCAAAACUUUUUAAAAAGAAAGUCGUAGAAGAUGAUACAGGAAAUUCCACUUCUACGAGAACGUUUGCCACUGAAAAUAAAGACGAUGAGUUUUUAGAUCCGAUUUCUCUAAAUUCUCGGGAAUAUUUCAACAUCCAUCUGUGGCUGAGGUGCUGCUUGGCACUGAUGACUGCAUUUGUCGCACAAAUUUCUGGCAUUGGAAUCGUGAAAGAAAAUGACAUGACAGACUAUGUGAGCCUCAUCAAGGAAGCCUGUAUGGAGGCAAAAAGGUCAGGAGAUAUUGAGUUGCAGGCUGAAUUCUUGAUGCAAUCUGUAAUCAUUGGUCUACAAGAAAAACAUUUAAAGGCAGACAUCAUACGAGACCUUCAGGAGAUAAUACAUUUGCUUGAUGGAAAUGAGUUUAUUUCUCCUCGAUCUCAUUUAACCCUGGUGAGAAGCAUGCUUUUGCUGGAUGACUUAACAAAAGCUGAUAAAUUCAAGGAAAAUCCCUCUUCAAAAACAGAAAAAUUAAAUCUGUUGACUCAGUGUCACAACAUUCUUAUUGAACAGAUGCUAACUUUUGGAGAAACAAUUGAGUUUCCUUUGUCAAACACUGACUAUGCAAGUCCAUUGCAGCCUUUGAAAAAUAUCUACCUUCCUCAUGUCAUGUUAUUGGCCAAAACAAAAAUGAGAAUUGGACAUACAAUAGCCAAACAAGUAUAUUAUACCAGUAGAAAGAAGGAUCCUUCAAAGUGGUUGCCUGCCCUUCACCUUUUUGAAAUGGCACUGAAGCUCUGUAAGACAUCAGCAAAAGAAAAACCUGAGGUAGAAGCAGAAAUCCUUUUUCAGAAAGGCAAAAUAGAACGUCAACUACUGAUGGAAGAUAGAUCUUCAAAUUUGCAACCUGAGAGCUUAUUUAAGGCAAUACAGCUAAGCCUGAAAAAUGACCAAAACUCAGGGUUGAUAAGAGACUCCUACCUAGAAAUGGCCUUAUUAUUUUUACAUCUGAGGAAGCCAAAGAGCAAGUUUUCAACAUCAACAUUAACACCUACGGUUAUUACCAGAAGGCAUAGUUCCAUUAAAGAACAAGUAGUACAUAGAUUUGAAACAUAUACCUCUUUGGCCUGGAUUGCUAUAAGAGCUGCUACACAGGUCAGUGAAGCUGUGUUGGCAAUUAACUUACUUAUUGGAAAGAAAAAUGCCAGAACUGAUAAAGUGAGUGAAGAAGCUUUACCAAAUAUCCCAGAAUUUGCCAGUGUGGACCUUCUGUCUUCCUACACAGAUUAUCUGCUGGGUAACUACCAAGUUGUGUUCCAGACUGGAUGUACAUUUUCUUACCAGAAUAUUGACACUUUUAACAACACAGAUACCACAAAAAAUAUUGAGACCAAAGUGGAUAUAACAUGGAUUCUUCUGCUGCGCUACUAUAUUCACCUGCAAAGGAUUAAUAAUAUGAGCAAACUGCUUGCAUCUCUAAAGCCGGAAUCGGGAAUUACUUUGCCGGAUGAUACACUUCUCACAUCCUUGUUCAACUCUGGGUUGAUUUUGCGUCAAAAAGAAAUGCAUUUUUUCCUUAAAAGAUUCUUACAGCUGUAUUCUUCCUCCUGUAUUGACGAAUUUCCAAAAGAACUACUUCAAGGGUUGGAUUAUCUACCUUUUUCAGAAAAAGUCAUCUAUGAGUCAUCACACAAGAUAGGUCAUGAAAAUUCUCUACAUUCCAAUUUAUCAUUAAAGCUCAGUGCCAGCCAGUCUGAUGGCUGCAUGGCAACAUCAGAGAUGGCAACCCAUGCUUUAAACAAAGAGCUUUGCUUUCAGUGGUACAUUCCUCCCCUGGAAAGAUCUCCAAAGGAAACAGAACCAAUGGUCUUAUUGUUAUAUGCAUAUAAUAUGAAGCCUCUGAAGAUUACAGAUAUUAAAUGUACCACUUACAGUCAGCUAUUUGUUGGCUCUUUUUGGGUUCCACUCUACAGAGUCAUUUCAAUUCAUGAGAAACUAUCUAAUCUUACGCAAAUUGCUGAAAUUUCAUUGCCAACAAGCCCUGAAGUAACUUCAAGUGAAACUGUAUCUCAGGUACAAGAAAUGGAGGACACCUCAGUUGAUAAAGAAAUGGAAUGCAUGAUUAUUGAAUGCUGCUCUGAAAUAAUAACCCUGUUUCUGAGAGAUGGAGAGACAACACCACUAACUGAGGUUCCAUUUGAUAUCUCGCUGCCGUCGAUAUUCAAUCUUGAGAGACUUUUUGAUCUUGCUAAUGGUUGUAUCAUAUCAGGAGGAAGCCUUUUCGACUGGAUUGUGUCAAUUAUUCCCUGA